Messenger RNA from Macrosteles quadrilineatus (aster leafhopper), 3169 nucleotides. RefSeq lists its product as uncharacterized. The transcript has 7 exons. Bases 58 to 1824 code for a protein of 588 amino acids. The record is from RefSeq and is a predicted model, not a curated record. NCBI's taxonomy places the organism in Eukaryota, Metazoa, Arthropoda, Insecta, Hemiptera, Cicadellidae.
UAGGGUAUCAGUGUUUUGGCGCGGGUGUCCACGCCAUCGCCAUAGUCAGGCGGAGAUAUGCAUCGACAUCGCCAGUCCGUAGCCUCCAGUCUGAGUGAUGACAGCGACAUUGCCGAAAUACGACAGGCGCAGAAGUCCAAGCGAAGUUCGCUCUACGGGCCUCUCCGGGUAGCCAGGCUAUGUGUACUGAGUAUCAUAGUACCUGGCCUACUGCUCAGCAUACCACUGUAUAUGAGGUACAAUGUUUACAUACAACAAGCCUACCCUGUGGGUAUGAGUGAUGUGAGACUAUUGGAUAACAGGAUUUCUACUUUGUGGUGUCAGCGCCAAGUGGUGUGGUCAAAUGCAACGUUUAACGCCUACCUCAUGUCAGAACAGCCAGAGAUGAGGCCGGACACUGUGAAAGUUGCGAUGACUCGACAUCUAGUGUUGGAAGAUGACAUGAAGGAGUAUUGGGGAUUCUACCUGCUAAAGGGAUCCACAGUCACGGUGUCUACUUGUGUGAGAUGGCCGGGAGCCAGCCUCAUCAUGAUCCGUGGUCACAAACACCUCAAACAAUGUGCCUAUAUCGGUGACGACUCAUCCGAGGAACUAGACGAGCUGUUUGAAGGCGACGGAAACAACUCUGUGUCUGCUGAUUACGACAUCUCAAACAAACCAACCAGCAUGAAGAAAGUGAGUGACGGAAUCUUCAUUGAUCAGAAGACUGAAGAACACAUUGACAUCUCAUCCCAAUCACAUCAUCAUAGACCACCUCACUCGGCAGUAGUGGAGGAGGCGCUGAAGAAUAAUUGGAAAGUGGACAACAAGAAAGAUCAGAAUGUACACUUGGUCUACGCAGAACAGCUUAUCAACCCGAAGAAAACAAAAGACAAAGAGGAAUACAAGAUCAACCCGAACGUGGUCAACAUUCCUGCAACUACGACAGAAAAAUCAAAAACCUCGGGAGAAGUAUACAACGAAAUGCUGGAGCAGCUUAAGAAAAUGGGUCCGAAAGGUAAGGUGAUGCUGGACCAACUGAAGAAGAAACUGAGCGAGGAGGUAAAAACUAAUGUGACUAAGAUUAAUGCUACGGAGGAAACUUCUGAGAAGCCUUUAGAGAAGGAAACCAUGCUGGAUAAGUUGACAAAAAUCAAUCCAGCGAGUAAUAAGAAUGAUCUGAAGAACAAAAAGCGAAGGAGAAGAGAAAUCCCAACGCCCUCCAAAACGGUUUCACAAUUGCAAAGACACGAUGAAGCUGCUGACCAUGCAGGAGAAGAAGGGGUAGAGCAUCAGCCCGAUGGCGUGGCGGAAAUCCGAGGUCACUUUAACCAGUCAACUCCUAACGACACGUCCAAGAGCGAGUACUGGUCCUCAUUCUCGUCAAGUGAGGAGAAACUUCUCGAGUGUGAGGGGCUCCUGCUCAACCUCCCCCUCACUCCUCACCCUGUGUGUGAAGCUCACAGACCUGAGAAUGUUCUCGCGAGGGCUGCCAGUAUCAACACGGUUUCGUACAAAGUUCCAAGCAACGGAUAUUACUUCUUUGUCUUCAACAGCGAGAACGAGGUUCAGCCGAACUUUCUGAGCAUACAUUUCCGUCUAGAGAAGACCACUUACAAUGUGUCCAACGCAGUUGCUUCCUGCCGCAACCAGACUGGGUCAUGUUCCUUGCCUCUUAGGUUCUGGUCCAAGGAUAAGGUCAUCUUGGAACUCCCAGUUAAAUCUAAUGACACCCUGUGGAAUGAAGAGUUCCUUGCAGUAUCUACCUGUGAGCCUAGGACCGCUCUCUACGUAGUCUGCGUCCUUGCUGUACCUCUACUCAUCAUCCUGUUUGCUUUUCAGUAAACACUUGUUUUAGUGAUAGGUUGAGUCGACUUUGAGUGUUCCAAAUAGUUUUAUCCCUCCACCUCUGAUUGGUCCUGAUCUGACUUAGAUUUUCGUAGUUCAAAUUGAAAACAAUAUGUUGCUACAAUAGUGUUACCUGUCUUGGACUUCGGUGCAAAGGUGGUUAAAUUUUGGCUAUCCAUAAAAAAGUAUCAGUUUGGACAAAUUUCCCUUAAAAGCAUUUGGGAUUCUUGGAUAAAAAGUUCUACUGGCAUAAAAGGCCAAGCGAGUCAAGACUUGUUUUAGGGAGUAAAGAUAAACUGUAGUCUAUCCUGCUGUGAUAUUGAUUGAGUUUAAUCUUUUACUUGCCUACGAAAAUGAGUUUUUUUUACCAAAAAGCUUUACAGGAAUUAAAAAAAUGCAGAAUUUUUAAUAUUCUUUUUUAAUUUUUAAUAUCCUUUUUGCAACACUUCAGACAUAUAAUGCAUGACUAUUAUAAGUGUUCAAAGAUUAACAUCUAUUAUUAUUAGUAUUUCAAACAGUUUACAUUUGAGUCAAUACAUCCAAGAAAAUUUGCCCAGUAAAUGGCAAUCAAGUUAUUUCUGUAGCGUAGAGUCUAAUUGGAAUCACCACUAGCAAUCAACUAGAGCUGGAAAAGGACUCAACCCAUCACUAAAUAACAUUCUCAUGUUUUAUUGAUAUAAUUUUGCGUCAAAUCAUGAAAACCUGUGAAUAAUCAAUAUUCAGGGCUCAACUAAUUUAAGUGGAAAGUUACUUUUUGUGGGAAACAGAGGAUAACGUCUUUUUCACACUCUAAAGGGUAAAAGAUAGAAAAAGUAAAAAGUAUAUGCUUCUAUUUUUUAUAAGAAAUAUUUUUCAAAUCGUAAUUUUAAAAGUAUUUACAGUAGCAAAAACUAAUAAAUUUGGUGUAACUUUAAAUUUAAACAUAUUUUUACUCCAUGACCUCUGGCAAAAGUGACUGAUUAUGCGACUUUCUUUUAGAAAGUGGUGAUUGAACAGGAAAAAACUUUAUUCCGUUAUUCUAUAACGUAGUAUUCUAGAAAUUGUGCUUACAAAAAUAUAGCUUUGCUUCUGUAUCAUAGUAUUGAUCUGUGUAAAUCAUUACUGUAUAGAACUGAUAUUUAAAGUUAUCGUAAUUCUACAUAAAACUUACUUUGGACAUCAAGUGAGUUUUCAUUACCAUCCAAAGAUACUCCAAACCUUUGUACCUCAUUAAGUAUCAUUACAUCUUGAUAUAUCGUCAUUGUGUUUGUAUUCUGUGAUAUUCUGUAAAUUUUUGUAAAUAUGUGUACAGUGUAUUUUUAUAUUUAUAAGUAUUUGAAAAUAAACUAUAUAUUUGUUAUUU